UACCGAAUUAAUUUUCAAAAAGCAACAUCUUGCCAGGCAAGUGGAGCAAGAGAUGAGGGCUAGCGCAUGCGUGAGUGCGCGGGGAUGAACGGGCCCGCGCGCGCUGUGUUACUGGCAAGCGCACGCGCAUGGUGCCCCGAGACGCAGAAGCCCAGAAGCGCAUGCGCCAGGCAUGCCCAGGAUCCACCGCGGCUUAUCUAUCUCUCGAUCGUCGAUCGUGUGCGCGCUCUUUUCUGGAGCUCGUGCUAUCCUCACGAACUCGAGCUUUGCUGCCUCAGACUUUCUUUUCUGGGAGUUUUCAGUUACCCAGUAGCCAAAGCCUCUUCAGUUCUCUGAGCCAUGGCCUCAAACGACGCUGUCUACAUCACCACAGAAAAUUCGGAGAUUACUUCAGAGACUGUGCAGCUCGACCCUGUGGACCUGGCGGAGGCCGUCCCUGCGGAGACCAUGGCCUUGGACACCAUUCAGUACGAGAAUACCGACGGCAGCUGGAUCCAUGGUGGCCACCACCAUUCGCCUCUGCUCGUGCUGCAGCCGCUGGUUAUUACCCCCGAAGGGGGCGACGACCAGGAACUUAUUAUGGUGCAGACACAGGAAGAAGUGGUGGGCUGCUACGAGUCAGACGACCACCUCGAGAGCCAGGUUUUCAUCCCGAAAGUAGAAGACACCUUUCAUCAGACCCUGGCGUCCUUCGCAGCCUCCGGGUCGUCAUCCACCUACAGCCACAGCCACAAGCGCCGUAACCGAAAGUCCAGUGGUAAAAAGAGUUACAGCAGCAGCGAGGCCGAGGCGGGAAGCGGUGGUUCUGAGGAGGGCAGCAGUCAGUGGGUGCAGAAGAAGCACGUGCAGAUCCAAAACCUGGGGGGUGAGUUUUCCAUCAGAAUGUGGUCCCCAGGCAGUAAAAGUGACCGUGAGGCAGGAGGACAGGUUGAGGUCAAUGCAGCUCCUGGUUAUUCGGGGUACAUGACAGGAAAGAAACUUCCUACUGUAGGAACCCCUGGCGUUAACCGCUCAGAUCCCGAGCAGCUGGCAGAAUUUGCUACACGUAAGCAAGAAAAACCCAAAGAUGAUAAUCCGAGACCAGUAGCUUGCCCUCAUAAAGGCUGCUCAAAGGCGUUCAGGGAUAUCAGUGCUAUGAAAAAGCAUCUGCAUACCCACGGUCCCAGGGUUCAUGUAUGUGCAGAAUGUGGCAAAGCUUUCCUUGAGUCCUCAAAACUAAAACGGCAUCAACUGGUGCACACCGGAGAGAAGCCCUAUCAGUGCACCUUCGAAGGCUGCGGAAAACGCUUUUCCCUAGAUUUCAAUUUGCGUACCCAUUUGCGAAUCCAUACCGGGGAUAGGCCCUUCAUGUGCCCCUUCCAUGGUUGUGGUAGGAGAUUUACUCAGUCAACUAACCUUAAAACGCAUAUGUUAACACAUAAUAAGAACAAAAAUAGCCAGUAAAAAGGAGAGAAGACCCUUUUCAAACUAGGGAAGGUUCUUCCAGGAGUGUAAUUUGAAGUGAAUAUGCCCCAUUCUUGUAUAUUGUUUCUAGGAAAGAAUUUUUUUGAUUUCUACAUAUCUAAAGGGUCAUGUUUUGGUAGAGUAGUAAAAAUAAAAU
This is a messenger RNA of Hipposideros armiger (great roundleaf bat), 1600 nucleotides long. It is a transcript of the gene YY2, whose product is annotated as YY2 transcription factor. NCBI's taxonomy places the organism in Eukaryota, Metazoa, Chordata, Mammalia, Chiroptera, Hipposideridae. Gene Ontology annotation, biological process: regulation of transcription by RNA polymerase II. Gene Ontology annotation, molecular function: DNA-binding transcription factor activity, RNA polymerase II-specific; RNA polymerase II cis-regulatory region sequence-specific DNA binding. The coding region runs from base 340 to 1443 and encodes 367 amino acids. The transcript is spliced from 2 exons. The record is from RefSeq and is a predicted model, not a curated record. Gene Ontology annotation, cellular component: PcG protein complex; chromatin; transcription regulator complex.